AUGAAGUUCUCCGUCGCUCUCCUCACUGUCUUCGCUUUGGCUGCCACUGCCAUGGCUGCUGAUCCUACCACCACUGCCCCCAGCUCUGCCCCCAGCUCUGCCCCCAGCUCUGCCCCCGGCUCCAGCUCCGCCUCUAACACCAAGACCUACUCCCAGCCCCCAGGCUCCAGUGCCACUUCCCCAGCUCCCUCCCCCACCACCACUAGCGGCGCUGGCACUCUUGUCGCCAAUUCGAUCGUCGCCGUCGCCGGUCUCGGUUUCGCCUUGGCUGCUGUUGCAGAAUAUAAGGUCAUGGAGUCCUCCGUCAGAGAGCCUUGUGCAUAUGUCACUGACCACAUUGUCGAACACGCCGAACAUUUGCUCAGGAGCGAUAGACGACUCACUUAUACCGUUCUGCUCAAGCGAUUACUUACGGGGCGCAGGCAUCACAGCCCCUCACAGCGUCUGUUUGUUGAUUUGUCAGUGACAGGCAGCCCCGGCAAGAUUUCGGAGGACAGCUUGCGACCUCAGUGA
Messenger RNA from Lobosporangium transversale, 513 nucleotides. RefSeq lists its product as hypothetical. The transcript is spliced from 3 exons. NCBI's taxonomy places the organism in Eukaryota, Fungi, Mortierellomycota, Mortierellomycetes, Mortierellales, Mortierellaceae. The record is from RefSeq and is a predicted model, not a curated record. Bases 1 to 513 code for a protein of 170 amino acids.